AUGGCUUGUCGAGGCAAAUUUGACAACAUGGCUCCUGUAUUUUCUUCCAAAGGAGAAAAAAGAAAGGAAAAUUUCAAUAACAUGAUGGCGAAAAGGUUCGGUUCAAAUGGCAGAGAUGUGGCGGCCGAGCUGCGCACUAUUGCGGACGCCUUGGAAGAAACUCUCGAGUUCCAGCGUUUGAUGGGCAAAAGAUCGAGAACAGAAGAUCCAGAGGAUCGACCCCUUUCACAACUAGCGGAUCCAAAACCCAAGGGCGAUAAAAUAAAUGGCGUGCUUGACCACCACCCACCCCGACUAUCAACGCCAUCUCAAGAGAGGUCUAUGUCUAGAGAUUCUUUACGUCGUACCAGUCGGUCGGUAAACCUCAACGGAGUCCAUGAUGGGCAAUCCGAUCCUAGAUCAUAUGGAAGAAGUGCUGCGGAGCGGCUACCACUAAAUAGACACUUCUCUGAAAACGAUAUUCCUCAGGAAAUUUUGCGCCCAAGCUCCACGCAACCAGGUCACUCAAUGGCGCCGCAACCCGCUAGGGCAGCAACUUUUCCCUUUGUCAGAUCAAUGACCCCACAGCCAGCCCCCACGAGUGUUCAUUUUCCCUAUCGUUCAGAUAUUCGGCAACAUAGCCAGCCACCGUAUGCUCGUUCUCCAGGCUAUACAUCUAUCAUCGCUCGCGGUGGUCUAGACCGACAUCGCAGUCGACCGCCACCCUCUCAACGCUUAUACGAAGUACCUGAUCCUCCGCAGACAUACAGUCUCGAUGUCCCUCCGCAACUCGACCCGAAUCCAUAUUACAGACCCCAAAUCGCGUCCCCUGCUGAACGUGCUUCCCGAAGGGAUCGUUUUCCUCGAAUGUCCGAAGAACGUAGGGGAAGAAAAAUGGAGCCUACUGUAAGGCCAAAGCAUCACGAGACAAUAUAUCAGGUUGAUUCAAAUAUCAUUGAGCGAGAGUAUGAUCCCGAAAAAGACGAAGAUGCUGAAUCUAUCGGAUCCUUGGAUCAUGUCCAGUCGUUUGCAUCACCUCAAACAAUCAAACCUCAAAACAGAGUGACUUGGAAUGGAUCAUUCAGAUGA
Botrytis fragariae is the source of this 1068-nucleotide messenger RNA. RefSeq lists its product as uncharacterized. The record is from RefSeq and is a predicted model, not a curated record. The transcript has 3 exons. The coding region runs from base 1 to 1068 and encodes 355 amino acids. Lineage: Eukaryota; Fungi; Ascomycota; Leotiomycetes; Helotiales; Sclerotiniaceae.